This is a messenger RNA of Lathyrus sativus (Indian pea), 834 nucleotides long. Lineage: Eukaryota; Viridiplantae; Streptophyta; Magnoliopsida; Fabales; Fabaceae. The record is from the annotation of a GenBank genome assembly.
AUGGGAUAUGCACUAACAGAGACAACAUUUAACUACUACAGGGGCGAAUUACAAAGAACAGAUAGAGCAGCUUUGGAGUGGAUAGACAAUAUUCCCAGAGAUAAGUGGUCGAGGGCGUUCGACGGAGGACAACGGUGGGGACACAUGACCACAAAUUUGGCCGAGGCUAUGAACUCGGUACUUAAGGCUACCCAAAACCUUCCUAUUAUAGCAUUGGUCAAGUCAACGUACUAUCGUCUGGGAUCGCUGUUUGGAAAACGAGGAAACGAUUGGACAAAACUGUUGGCAUCCGGUCAAAUUUUCACGAAAAACUGUAACAAGGGAAUGGCCAACGAGGCGAUUAAAUAUAGCAGCCAUAAUGUCAUUCAAUUUGAUCGCGAGAGAUUCUGUUUUAUGGUUGCCGAAAGCAUUAAUCAACGCGAUGUCCGACCAUUAGGUACUUUUAGCGUUGAUCUCAGGAGAGGGUGGUGCGAUUGUGGGAGGUUUCAGGCAUUUCAUUUACCUUGCUCUCAUGUAAUCACAACGUGUGCCAGUAUACGACAGGACCAUAACAUGCACAUACCAGAUGUUUUCAAGGUUCUAAGUGUAUUCAAAAUAUACAGUCAAAGCUUCCUUGGACUACCACACCAGCAAAACUGGCCAACAUAUGAAGGAUUCACUCUUUGCCAUGACGAGACAAUGCGAAGAAAUAAGAAAGGGCGUCCAAAUAGUACAAGAAUUACAACUGAAAUGGACGAUUUUGAGAAAGAAAAAAGAUGUGGAAUUUGUCGAGAAAACGGUCAUAUGCGGAGAAAAUGUAAGAACGUUGCAGGCCCAUCAAAUCGGCCCGUCUAA